UUUUUUUUCCCCCUCCUCUGGUGUCGCUGUCUGUUUUCGUUUUCUGCUUUUCAUUCGUUUAACCUCAGACUUUCUGUUUUUGCAAUAGUGUCGUCUAUCCUAAUGAGGGAGCUUCGUCCCUCACUGGCACUGGGAGAUGGUGCUGUUAAAUAUUUCUGACCAGCCACCUCUGGUCCAGGCCGUCUUUAAUCGGAAUACAGAUGAAGUUCAGUUAUAUUUGCACAAGAAAGAUGAAGUCAAUGCACUGGACCAGGAGCGACGCACGCCUCUGCACGCUGCAGCUUGGUUGGGAGACGUCCAUAUCAUGGACCUCCUCAUCACUGCAGGUGCGAACGUUAAUGCAAAGGACCACAUGUGGCUGACGCCGUUACACCGAGCAGCGGCCUCCAGGAACGAGAGGGCAGUGGGGCUGUUGUUGCGAAAAGGGGCCGACGUGACGGCGAGGGAUAAGUACUGGCAGACGGCACUGCACGUCGCUUCAGCAAACCGAGCCAUGCGCUGCACUGAAACUCUGCUGUCCCACAUCAGCAGUGUGAACAUGGCCGACCGCACGGGCAGAUCCGCCCUCCACCACGCCGCCCAGAGCGGCUGCCACGAGAUGGUUAAAUUGCUGCUGAACAGAGGGGCCAAUCUGAGUGCCAGUGAUAAGAAGGAGAGGCAGCCCAUCCACUGGGCAGCGUACCUCGGUCAUCUGGACGUGGUGAAGUUACUGGUGUCUCAAGGUUCAGAUAAAAGCUGUAAGGACAAGCGAGGCUACACUCCUCUGCACGCCGCCGCCGCCAGUGGACACGUCGACGUGGUCAAGUACUUGUUACGCAGCGGAGCGGAGACGCACAGUAAUAGCCAAGAUGAGGAUCAGAUAUUUCCAGGCUGGACAUCCGAGUUAAAUGUGGACGACUUUUGUAUCGAUGAGCCCAAUGCGUUUGGAAACACCGCUCUACAUGUAGCCUGUUAUAUGGGGCAGGAAGCUGUCGCUAAUGAGCUGGUUAACCGCGGCGCUAACGUUAACCAGCCCAAUCAGCGAGGCUUCAGCCCCCUGCACCUGGCUGCCGUGUCCACCAACGGCGCCCUCUGUCUGGAGCUGCUGGUCAACAACGGGGCGGAUGUCAACAUGCAGAGCAAAGAAGGCAAGAGCCCCCUCCACAUGGCAGCCAUCCACGGACGCUUCACUCGCUCCCAGAUUCUCAUUCAGAACGGUGGGGAAAUAGACUGUGUGGACAGAUAUGGCAAUACUCCUCUUCAUGUUGCUGCUAUGUAUGGCCAUGAGCUGCUCAUCAGCACCUUAAUGACGAAUGGUGCUGAUACAGCCAGGCAAGGGAUUCACGGGAUGUUCCCACUGCACUUAGCCGUGCUCUACGGGUUCUCUGACUGUUGUCGCAAGCUGCUCUCCUCAGGUCAGCUGUACAGCAUCGUGCUGUCGAUGAGCAAAGAGCACGUGCUCUCGGCCGGCUUCGACAUCAACACUCCGGACGAGUACGGGAGAACCUGCUUACACGCUGCUGCCUCUGGAGGAAACACUGAAUGUCUGAACCUGUUGUUGAGCAGUGGCGCGGACAUGAAUAAGAAAGACAAGUUUGGGAGGACCCCUUUGCACUAUGCGGCUGCUAACAGGAGGUAUCAGUGUGUGGUGAUUCUAGUGGGAGCAGGAGCCGAGGUCAACGAGCCCGACCAAACCGGCUGCACACCUUUACACUACUCAGCUGCUUCCACAGCUUUCUGCAGGGUGGAUAGAGGUCAGCAGAGUCCGGAGGAUGGAGAGAAGGAGUCAUUCAUGUGUGUGGAGUAUUUGCUGGAUAACGGAGCAGACCCAUGCCUGUGCAACUCGAAAGGAUACAGCGCUGUCCACUACGCGGCCGCCCACGGCAACAAGCAGAGCCUCGAGCUGCUUUUGGUGAUGUCCUACAAUAUAUCAGGAGACGCAGAAAGCACUGGACCUGUCAGUCCCUUACACUUAGCAAAGCUUCCUCGUCUCUGGCAGGCGGAGGCAGGACACUGGGAGUGUGUGAGUGUGUUGGUCGAGUCGGGCGUGUGUGUGGAUGUGUGCGACUCGGCGGGAUGCUCCGUGCUCUACGUGGCCUCUCAGAAGGGACACAGUCGCUGUGUGGAGCUGCUGCUCAGCCAAUCAGCAUCCUGCCUGCUCACGGAGCGCAGUGAUAAGUGGAGUCCUCUCCAUGUCGCAGCUGCCAAUGGACACACAGACUGUCUGCAGAUGCUGCUCUCCAGCGAGGAGGACAUUGACCUUCCAAAUGUCUCGGACACCGAGGGACAAACUCCUCUCAUGCUGGCUGUACUGGGGGGUCACACCGACUGCGUCCUCCUGCUGCUGGAGCGAGGGGCGUGUCCUGAUUCGAGGGACAGGAAAGGAAGAACGGCAAUGCACAGAGCGGCAAUGCUCGGCUGGGAGGACUGCGUGACGGCGCUCCUGUCCCAGAAUACCGCAGUCCUGACUAAAGAUGUUCAGGUCUGCACUGCACUCCACCUGGCUGCUUCCUGUGGCCACGCUGAGAUCCUGUCCAGAUUGUUGUCUGCUGCUGACCACACCUUCCCGCACCAUCCAAUCACUGACUGCCACGGCUUCACCCCCACACACUGGGCAGCCUAUCACGGUCAUGAAGACUGUUUGGAAGUUUUACUUGAAAUGAAACCAUGUAUUAUCGAGGAGGGAAACCCCUUCACCCCACUGCACUGUGCUCUAAUUAAUGGCCAUGGUGGUUCUGCAGAAAUUCUCUUGAACUCCAGUUUUGGCCCGUCACUGGUCAAUGCCAGGGAUGCAAAGGGAAGGACUCCACUCCACGCUGCGUCCGUAGCCGAGGACCUCUCUGGGCUGCUCCUGAUUCUGCGCAUGGGGGCCGACAUCAACGCCGUGGACCACUCGGGACGCUCGGCGCUCAUGGUGGCUGCCGACAAGGGCAAGAGCGGCGCCGUGGCCCUGCUGCUGCAUCGAGCCAAUGCAGAUCUGUCCAUUCUAGAUGUGAACAGAAACACCGCCCUGCAUCUGGCCUGCAGCAAGGCUCAUGAGAUGUGUGCCAUGCUGAUCUUGAAAGAGAUCCACAACCCGAUUCUCAUCAACGCAACCAACAGCAUGCUUCAAAUGCCUCUUCACAUCGCAGCCAGGAACGGUCUGGCCACCGUAGUUCAGGCUUUGCUGAAUCGUGGAGCCACAGUGCUGGCAGUGGAUGAGGAGGGUCAUACCCCUGCCCUGGCAUGCGCCCCCAACAAAGCCGUGGCCGACUGCCUCGCUCUCAUCCUCUCAACCAUGAAGCCUUCUUCCUCCAGCGCCCCCUCUUCCUCUCCCUCCUCCCCCAGGCUCAACCUGCUCAAGCAUUGCGGCAUCACAGCCGCUUGCCCCCCUUUGCCCAACGGAGGCCUUCGCCACACCUACGGCAAAGAUCGUCACGGCGCCGCCUUCGGAUUGGAUGGCUGUCUGACCGAGUGAGCCGAUCUGCAUCCUAGAGCCCUUGCGACGUAUAACACACACACAAUAACACGUCUGUGUGUAUGGAUGCUCAGUUUGAUCUUCUCUUUCUCUCUCUCUCUCUCUUUCUUUCUGUCUCUCUCUCUCGCUGUCCUAUGUGUCUGUUCGUCUUUCUUUCUUUCGUUCUUUCUAGACACCUAGUCAAAAAAAAGAUAUGCAAUUACAGCCACACAAUCCUCCUCCCCCCCACCCCCCCCAUCAUCACUGCUUUUCUUUUACUACUAUUAGAGGAUGACCAGGAACGAACGUGUUUUUAUUUAUUUAAUCACCCGUCGGUUCUCGUUUGAAAAAAUCGAAUGUUCCAAGCCAUCUCGUGUGCUCGAGUUUCCAUGAGUGCUAGCUAGUCGUUUUUAAACUAAUUGUUAAUUUAAGCCCAGUUUACUCGGCUAAGGUUAGUAUUAUGCAGCUGCUUUAUUCUUUUGCUCACGUGUGUGUGUGUGAGAGAGAGAGAGAGAGAGAGAGAGAGAGAGAGAGAGAGAGAGAGAGAGAGAGAGAUGGAUUUCUUAUAAGAAGCUGUGGCCUUGCAGAGGAAUUUCCAGCCUGCCCCGAGGAACAGUUUAAACGGGUUACUGUAAACUAGCUCGAAGAUGUGGGCCAUGUAUUAGAUGGUCUCAAAUAGGUGUGUGUGUGUGUGUGUGUGUGUGUGUGUGUGUGGGAGAGAAAGAGAAACUGAUGUUUGUGUGUGUUGAGCAGUCCAACCAGAUUUCCAUCCCGUACUUGAUUCUUGCUUUUUGAAGUUUGUGCGUUGUAUGUCAGGUGCAAUCAAUUUCAGCACAAAACUAAGCAGAUUUUUCUUUUUCUUUUUUCUUCUUUGAGACAAGGGAAACCAUACAACCUUAAGCCAAAUGACCAUUGACCUCUGUGUUCGAAAGGUCACAAAUGGUGCAUGUUUACUGUAGGCAUUUUAUUUGGGAGGACGGAAUAAACUGGGGGGGGGGUGAGCAUUGCAAUAGGUUUACACAGAGCGUAUUUGUUAUUUCAGAUUAAAAGAGAAGCACCAGGGUGUACCAUCAGUCAUCCGAAAUGACACCGAUACGAACCGAAUAGGAAGUCGAAAGCACAAGCGUCAGAGUGGACGUAGGCCUUUUGAAAACUGAUCCUCGCUCCUAAGGGACCACCGUUUAUCUUGGAGGGCGAUAACAAACACUCGUUUUUGUUUUUUUUGGGGGGGGGAUUGGAACUCGGCGGCUGCUAGCUGGAAUCUCCAUGUAGUGUUUUCCCAGCGGACCAUAUCGAAAUGUUGAGCUGCUUUCGCAGUGCCUUUCGAACAGGUUUUCUUUUUUAAAAAAAAAAACAAAACAUCCGUUCAGUUCGACUCGUCACCGUUCGCAGCUUAAGUGGUGCUUCCUCUACAGACUAUUAACUUUUAGCCAUAUGAAACGUUAGUCGAGCCUUUCGCUGGAGGAUCACUUGGAGUUCAUUUGAACACUUUUUUUUUUUGUCAGUUCGGUGUUACCUUCAUCGGGAAGCGAGCUGUUUUUAAUUGAGCGUCUUUUACCCCGUCAGGGUGUACGGCUUUAACUUCUGCUCAAACCGAGGAUCGGCGAUUGCGUGGUAUUUCACAUCGCUGAUGUUCGAAUAGGGAUUUAUUUGGGGGGUUGUUAUUGUUAUUAUUAUUAUUAUUAUUAUUAUUAUUAUUAUUAUGACCAAAGUUGCGUUAAUUUCGUAGCGUUCAUAAUUUGGCAAAAACAAAACGCCUGCUUGGCUAUGAUACUUAAAAUCUGUUGCCCCUCGUCGUUUGUUUUUGUUUGUUUGUUUGUUUACUGAAUGCUUCCUUAUUGCCAAAGGUUGAUUUUUUAAUUGUUCAGUGUACAAAUGUGCUUCCUUUUCAUUUUACAUCAAAGCCACAGCGUUUCAGCAAAUUUACGGACCGGAAUAUUAUUCGCAAAAUUAUAGACAUGCAAUAUUUGCGCAAUUAGUAAAGAGACAAUCAGUCGAAAGGGCUUUUAAUUUCCCCUAUUGUUUAUUCUAAUUGUUUAUAACAUUUUUUCCAAUAUAUUUGAGACCACAGGGAAUUGAAGAGAUUCGCCCGAGCCGUUUCCUUAACCCGAACUGUACCCGAGUCUCGCCGAAGCCAUGGGAACUGUUGUUUUUUUUUUUUUUUUGUUUUGUUUUUUUUUUAAAAACGAACCUAUAGAGUGAAGCAGCAGUAAAUUCGAAUCCCCCCCGCCCCAUGUGUUAACAUUCAUCGCAAUGCUUUAGGUGAUCGUAGGCGUGCGCCGAAAGAAUUCGGGAGAAUUGGUCCACGCCUUAUCGCGGUUUUUGCAAUAAAAUCAUCGCAGACCAUGUACUUGAAAGAAAAAUUUAAAUGUGAUGAUGUUUUAAUUUAAUUUGAUGGUUAAAACUAUUACUCAAAAAUAAAUAAGGAACUUGUCAGGGGUGGACGCAUCAUAAAUUCAUUCGCCGGCACACCGGGCAAGUAAAAGCUCCGUGUUUUGGUCGACUGCAGUUGGGGGGAGGGGGGAUUGGGGGGGACAAAACAUCGAGCUGACGAAGUGUAAAAACGUGUAGCGAGCUAGUUAGGAAGUAGAGCGCGUUUAACGAAGUCCGAGAGUCUUUCUGUUCUUACAAGGUUUCCGAUGUAGCAGAUCACGUUCGCGGCCCUCGACGAAUCGUCAGCGAGUCGUUGCCUGACGUCCUCACGUCAUCGGCUUUUUGUGGAUUAACCUACUUUGUAAAAAAUAAUGAUAAUAGAUUGUUCUACCGUUAGCUGGAGUGUCGUGAGUGAGCAGCUUGUGCUAUAGUUACAGUGGUGUGUGUGUGUGUGUGUGUGUGUGUGUGAACACCAUGAAGUGCAUUAAAUAUAAACAUGCAUAUGAACUUCAAUAAGGAGUGUGUUUUUGGUUUGUUUUGUCUAGUGCGUGCGUGUAACUAUAAAUAUCCGAACGCAAAACCCGAAUUUGUCCACCCCUGACUGUCCUUUCAAAUGGAGCAUUAGAAGAUGUACCCUACGUUCUUUUGCUGUUCACGUGCAGCUACAUUGUGUUUUUUGCGCGUGCGCGUACGUACACGCCGUCCUCACGAUUCCGAGUGUGUUGUAGCGAACGUGGCCGAGGCAUAUUUAGGUUUUCAACUUUUUAGUCAGGAAUAGCAGAAGCGAGUUAACUGGAUUUUUAUUUUAUUUUUAUUUUUUUUCUUCCCUUAAAUACAGAAGGCCACCAAAAUGAAGAGAGAACCGUGAAUGCACAGGGGUUCAUCGAGGCAUUAAAAUAGAUUUGCACUGCCACUUGUAUCGAUUUAUAAACGCGGUAAAGUAGAAGUCGAGGCGAAAUGGUAAUUUAAAAAAAAUAAAUAAAAAAAUAAGUGGACAUCUCUUCGGUCGAAGAGUGCUUCCUGUUCUCGUUCGGUGCCAUUUAGUAAUCAGAAGACGCUUCUCUGAGCUGGAUCGGUUCUUUAUCCGUGUGUCCGUGAUGAAUAAACAGGCAGCUUGUGCAGAGGAAAGCUGGACCUAGAUAUCUUUCUGUAGCUGGAGGUUGCGUUCACGCUGUUGUCGGUAGAGGAGCGGGUUUUAGCUGAACGACCGUAUGCAAAAAAAAAAAAAAAAAAAAACGACGUACGAUGGUCCUUUCUUGAAAACCGGUGCCAUAAUUUUCUUCUCUGCACUUCAUAGGAAUGAGUUUAUAGAGAAAUGUGAAUGAAUUCUACAGUAAUAUAUGUUGCGUGAUCUGCAACAAAAACCAAAUUCAUAUUUAUUUGAGAAGAAUAUAUAAAUAAUUCUAGUUCGAGUUAAACUAUAAGAACGCAAAAGGUGGGGAGAAGUUUCGAAAGAAAAAGCCAUCCUUUAGCGUCGUUUCCGCGUCACGAUAUCGAUCCGUAAACGGUAUGGAAGUUAUUCUAUUACGCGCGAUCUCGAGAGGCAUUUCCGGGGAAAUGUUUAGUAAUUGUUUUCGAGGGGGGUCGAUAUCUCAACUCUUCGUCAACUGAGAAAUGCCUUAACUUUAUCAGAAGGGUAGAAAUAAAGUAAGGGUUUGGGGUUGUUGUUGUUGUGUUUUUAAUUUUUGUUUGUUUGUUUGUUUUUUAUUCUUCGAAGUAACGCUCACCGAUCAACACGUGGAGCUUGCGAUUUAUUCAGCGCUUAAAAUAAACUUUUGCAACUACAGCUUUCUGUGACCCGCAUCCAGUUCGCAGGAAAAGGGGAGAACUUGUAGCUACUUCAAAAGUGCGUCUUAAUAAUAAUCCGUUCGUGUCUGUGUUUUAAUGUCUAGUUGAUGCUCUCGAAGGUGGUGUCGACUGGUGGAAUGUCUAAUUUACCUCAGCGGACUUUGAACGUCCCUACUACUUGAAGACACAUCCGUUUUAAGGCAAUAUUUAAAUACCUAUCUGAUUCCUGCUUCGUCCUAUUUAUCUCUAGCGAUUUUUGCCUUAAGAGGAAACGGUAUAGCGGGCGAGCAGCUGCAGCACUUGAGAGAAGGUUUCGUAAAAUAUACGGGGUCUCGUCGUCGUGACGGCGAGAUUGUGUCGAGAAGCACACAUAUCUGCAGAGAAUGCAUCAUAAUGCCACAGAGGUUAAGCGAAAUAGCUUAAUGGUCUUCGUCAGGUGAUUUUAUUUAAAAAAAAAAAAAAAAAAAUUUCUUCCCUUUUUUUCCUCCAAGGACGAAUUAGGAAGCAUCCUGUGUGUGCGAUGGUGUCUGUGUGGGUUUCAUUUGAGCUUUUACGUGUUAGUAUCUGCAGCAUGUUUUAAAAAAAAAUAAUAAAUGUAUCGGAGGUAAGAUAAUGAGGUGAUGGGCUUUACGCUAGCUGUUGCUUUAGGUCCAUGAAGAACGGGAAUGGGGUUUUUUUUUUUUUUUGUUCUUUUUUUUCUCUACAGUCUGUCUUUAAAACCAUUUUUUUUUUAAAAGGAAUCCAAAAAGAUUCAUCGUUCUCAAAUAGUAUAUAAUAUUACCAGAGGUGCCAACAUGUAGAGUUUUGGUGUAGCGUUUUACAAAUUUGCGAUAAGGGAGAACUACAGCGCUGUCCGAGUAAACAAUGUGUACGGUUUGUCCGGAGGAAAAGCCAAUUCACCGAAGGGGAAAGGACAGAAUACAGUCCGUACAGGAUUCCGUGGAUUUAUUAUUUAUUUAUUUUUUUUUGUGAUCGUUGCGGUCAAAAAUGCUCGAUUUUUGCUGUGAUUCUUACGAAUACGUUUAAAAAAAAAAAAGAAAAAAUUUACGAUGCAACCUGCAAGGGUUUUUGUGCCUUUUUUUUUUUUUUUUUUUUUCAAAACUACUUGGAAAUGGCGAAAUUGUUUUGCGUGGCCUUUGGCAGUGAUGUUUGUUGGUAAAUGAGACCUUUUUAGCUGUUCUAGCUUUGACUGAAUGCGUGUUGUGACGAUGUCACAUGACACGUUUUGGCCACUAAAAUUAAAUAUCACACCGAACCUUAUCCUCACCGUUUUCUUACCGUUGCUUGUAAAAAAAAAUUAAUAAAUAAAUAAAUAAAUUAAUUAUAAUAAAUUAGCGUCUCGUCCGCAGACCUAAAGCUGCACGCGUCUUUGUCUGCUAGGAUUUUCUUAUUAGCAACGUUGGCACCUCUGUAAUAAAAGAAACCUCAAUACAUUUAGAAAAGGCCAAGUAGCUCAUUGAGCUAAACUGGCAUCAAGACCAAAACAAACUGGGGAGAAAAAAAAACCGAUCGUGUUGGGAAGCUAAGAAAAAAAAGAUCCUUUUUAUUAUUUCUCGUGUGUCGUGGAAUAUAUAGACGUGUAUAUAUAAAAGCACACGGAUGCACUGGUGUGUCCUUGCUCAUCAGUUAAUGCAGGAAGUGUUUCAGAAAAUAGCAUCAACUUUUCAUCAUUUUUCGUUCUUUUCUCUACAUGAACGUUGUGCAGUUUAGAAACGAGCGGAGGGUUAAAUGGAAGGGGGGCCGUGCACUGAAACAUGCUGUAAGGGUUUUUCAGUCAUGUUUAACUUGUGAUCUUACCUCAAAACUCAAA
This is a messenger RNA of Ictalurus punctatus (channel catfish), 9386 nucleotides long. RefSeq names its product ankyrin repeat domain 52a (gene ankrd52a). Lineage: Eukaryota; Metazoa; Chordata; Actinopteri; Siluriformes; Ictaluridae. The transcript has 29 exons. The record is from RefSeq and is a predicted model, not a curated record. The coding region runs from base 137 to 3436 and encodes 1099 amino acids. Gene Ontology annotation, molecular function: protein binding.